Cygnus atratus (black swan) is the source of this 1170-nucleotide messenger RNA. It is a transcript of the gene NCF1, whose product is annotated as neutrophil cytosolic factor 1. The transcript has 11 exons. The record is from RefSeq and is a predicted model, not a curated record. NCBI's taxonomy places the organism in Eukaryota, Metazoa, Chordata, Aves, Anseriformes, Anatidae. Gene Ontology annotation, biological process: respiratory burst; superoxide anion generation. Bases 1 to 1170 code for a protein of 389 amino acids. Gene Ontology annotation, molecular function: superoxide-generating NADPH oxidase activator activity; phosphatidylinositol binding; protein binding. Gene Ontology annotation, cellular component: cytoplasm; NADPH oxidase complex.
AUGGGGGACACCUUCAUCCGGCACAUCGAGCUGCUGGGCUACGAGAAGAGGUUUUUCCCCAGCCAGCACUACGUCUACAUGUUCCUGGUGAAGUGGAAUGACCUCACCGAAAAGCUCGUCUACCGCCGGUUUACUGAGAUUUACGAGUUCCAUAAAGCGCUGAAGGAGAUGUUCCCCAUCGAAUCCGGCGACAUCAAUGCGGAGAACCGGAUCAUCCCGCACUUGCCAGCCCCAAAGUGGUUCGACGGCCAGCGGUCGACCCAGAGCAGGCAGGGCACGCUGGCCGAGUACUGCUACGCGCUGGUGAACCUGCCCCACAAGAUCUCCCGCUGCCUGCACGUGGUCAACUUCUUCAAGGUGCGGCCUGACGACAUGAGCCCCGUCACCGACAGCCAGAUCAAGAAGCCCGAGGUGUUCCUCCUGCCAAAGGAUGCCAAGAAAAACGCCAGUGACAUCACGGGCCCCAUCAUCCUGCAGACGUACCGAGCCAUCGCUGACUACGAGAAGAGCUCCAAGUCCGAGAUGGCUCUCAAAGCUGGGGACAUGGUGGACAUCGUGGAGAAGAGCGAGAGCGGCUGGUGGUUUUGCCAGUUGAAGAAUAAACGGGGCUGGGUGCCAGCUGCAUAUCUGGAGCCGAUGGAUGGUCCCGAUGAAUCUGAAGAGCAGGAGCCCAACUAUGCAGGUGAGCGGUACGUGGUCCAGAAAAGCUACACAGCCGUGGAGGAGGACGAGCUGACGCUGACGGAGGGCGACACCAUCGAAGUCAUCCACAAGCUGCUCGAUGGCUGGUGGGUCGUCAGGAAGGAUGAAAGCACGGGUUAUUACCCCUCCAUGUACCUGCAGAGAUCAGGGGAGGCGAACACCCCCGAGAAGAGUGAGCUGAGGAACCGGAGCGUUCCCCCCCGCAGAUCCACCAUCCGCAACGCUAAGAGCAUCCACAAGCAGAGCCGGAAGCAGAUCAGCCAGGAGACCUACAGGAGGAAUAGCAGGAAGUAUAUCCAGAGCCGGAGGAACAUGAAGGCCAAUUUGCAGAACAAGGCCAACACCAUCUCUGAGAAAAAUGAGCAAGAGGAGAACAAGUCCAAGGCUCAACCUGCUGUUCCUCCCCGGCCCAGCAAAGACCUCAUCAUGAACCGCUGUACAGAGAGCACCAGGAGAAAGAUCAUGUGA